AUGACAACUCCCAAAAGCACCGUGGCAGAGCCCAUGGGGGAAAAGCCAGUGGGGAGCCUGGCUGGGAUUGGUGAUGCCCUGAGCAAGAAGCUGGAGGAAAGGGGCUUUGACAAGAAGUAUGUGGUCCCUGGCCAGUUUCUGGUACUAAAGAAACAUGAAGACCUCUUUCGAGAAUGGCUGAAAGACACAUGUGGUGCCAAUGCCAAGCAGUCCCGGGACUGCUUUGGGUGCCUUCGAGAAUGGUGUGAUGCCUUCUUGUUAUGUUCUCUGGGGACCCCUCAGCCCCCAGCCACAGCAUAG
Messenger RNA from Rattus rattus (black rat), 300 nucleotides. RefSeq names its product barrier-to-autointegration factor-like. The record is from RefSeq and is a predicted model, not a curated record. Gene Ontology annotation, molecular function: DNA binding. The transcript has a single exon. Lineage: Eukaryota; Metazoa; Chordata; Mammalia; Rodentia; Muridae. The coding region runs from base 1 to 300 and encodes 99 amino acids.